AAUAUGCACUAGAAUUUCCAUGGUAUGCUAGCUUACCUCGGGUAGAAUCUAGGCUAUACAUCGAACAGUAUGGUGGAGCAGAUGAUAUUUGGAUUGGCAAGACGUUGUACAGAAUGCCCGAUGUAAGCAACAAUGUAUAUUUACAAGCUGCAAAAUUAGAUUACAACAGAUGCCAAAGUCAACAUCGAUUUGAGUGGUUGAUUAUGCAAGAGUGGUACGAGAAGUGCAAUUUCCAACAUUUUGGAAUAAGCAAAAAAUACCUCCUAGUUUCUUAUUUCUUAGCUGCUGCAAGUACAUUUGAGGUAGAAAAGUCAAGGGAACGACUUGCAUGGGCUAAAUCUCGUAUAAUAUGUAAGAUGAUUACAUCCUACUUCAAUGAAGAAGCCACCGAUUGGACCACUAGAAAUUCAUUGUUGAUGGAACUCAAGGGUUUUCAUGACAUGAGCAAAAAUAGUAAUAAAACAAAAGAGAUGGUUCUCAAUAAUCUUCGUCAGUUUUUGCACCAACUCUCGAAAGCAACAUAUGAAGACCUCGGCAGAGAGAUCCAUCACCAACUACACAAUGCAUGGGAAACAUGGUUGAUGUCCUUGAGGGAGGAGAAGAAUACCUGCCAAGAAGAAGCAGAGUUGCUAGUGCAGACAAUUUAUCUUUCAGCUGGCCAUAUGAAACAUGAUGAAAUACUAUUUGAUGCAGAGUACAAUAGCCUAUCCAUCCUGACCAAUAAAAUAUGCCGCAUGCUUAAUGAGCUCCAAAACGACAAGAUAUCUGCUGACCAAUGGUGUAGUAGGACUACUGGCAGCUCAAAGGCCACUGACAUUGAAUUAGACAUGCAAGCUCUUGUAAACCUAGUUUUUGGUAACUACUCAAGCAACGUCAAUCAAGACAUUAAGCAAAUAUUUUUUGCAGUUGCGAAGACCUUUUAUUACACUACACAUAUUACUGAGGAAGUAAUCGACUUUCAUAUAUCCAAGGUGUUGUUUCAACAAGUUUAGUAACAUUCUUAGGGUACUUUCUCUCUUUCUUAUAUUUUGUAAUUGUCACUACCAUUUGAAACUUCGCUUGUAAUUUGUAGAAGUCAACUUUAUUAGUGCAUAUCCAUUAUUGGAGACCUAAGAUGAUUCUGCAAAAAUUUACUUAAUUUUAAUGUCAAUUCAU
Molecule: messenger RNA, 1155 nt
Organism: Nicotiana tabacum (common tobacco)
Lineage: Eukaryota; Viridiplantae; Streptophyta; Magnoliopsida; Solanales; Solanaceae
Source: RefSeq, a predicted model, not a curated record